AUGGCGGCGGCCGCGGGCGGGGAGCUGUGGCGGGAGCGGCAGCGGGCGGCCGACAUCGCGCGCGUCCUGGCGCUCUACCGGCCGCUGCUCGACGCCUACGUGGUGGAGUUCUUCGCCGAGGACCUGUGGGCGCAGCUGCCGCCCUCGUGGCAGGCGGCGCUGGCGGCGGCGCCGGCCCCGCAGCUCGCGGCCCGGCUGCUGGAGCCGCCCGGUACCAGUGCCGGUACCGGAGCCGGUACCGGAGCCGCCGCCGUGUGGCCGCUCUCCCUGCUGGCCUUCCGCGCCACGGCCCAGGCGCUGGCCUUCCCCCGCCACCGGCACCGGCCCCGGCGCCAGCGGAGCGGCCCGGCCGAGUUCCGGCACAACCGGAGCCAGAGCGCCGCACUGCACCCGCUGCUCCGCAAGCACGUCAAGCCCAAGAAGCAGCACGAGAUCCGGCGCCUGGGCAAGGUGGUGAAGCGCCUGAGCGAGGCGGCCGGCUGCGACCGCGUGGUGGACGUGGGCUCGGGGCAGGGCCACCUCUCGCGCGUGCUGGCCUUCGGGCUGGGGCUGCCCGUGAGCGCCGUGGAGGCCGACGGGCGCCUGGUGCAGGCGGCCGAGCGCUUCGACCGGGAGCUGCUGCGGGCGCUGCGCAAGGCGCACGCGCGCGGCGACGAGGUGCCGCUGUCCCCGCGGCCUCCGGAGCACGUGGCCGGGCGCCUGGACCCGCGGGCGCCCUGGCCCGCCGUGCGCGCCAUGCUGCGCCAGCACCCCAAGGUCGUGGCCUUCUUCAGCCUGGCGCUGCUGCUGGCGCCGCUCGUCGAGAGCCUCAUCCUCCUCGACCGGCUGCUCUUCCUGCGGGAGCGAGGCUUCCAGUGCGCCCUGGUCCCCCUCUUCGACCCGCUGCUGUCCCCGCGCAACCUGGUGCUCGUGGCUGCCAAGUGCCCCCUGGGGCCCGUUCUGGCCGCGCUCGAGGACGACAGCAGCGAGGACGAGGAUGAGGACGGCGGUGGGGACGAGGCCGCAGUGCAGGGGUGA
Messenger RNA from Nothoprocta perdicaria, 1017 nucleotides. It is a transcript of the gene METTL25B, whose product is annotated as ribosomal RNA adenine dimethylase domain containing 1. Gene Ontology annotation, biological process: rRNA modification. The record is from RefSeq and is a predicted model, not a curated record. Gene Ontology annotation, molecular function: rRNA (adenine-N6,N6-)-dimethyltransferase activity. The transcript is spliced from 7 exons. NCBI's taxonomy places the organism in Eukaryota, Metazoa, Chordata, Aves, Tinamiformes, Tinamidae. Bases 1 to 1017 code for a protein of 338 amino acids.